Sipha flava (yellow sugarcane aphid) is the source of this 936-nucleotide messenger RNA. Its product is annotated as troponin C. The record is from RefSeq and is a predicted model, not a curated record. Gene Ontology annotation, molecular function: enzyme regulator activity; calcium ion binding. Bases 93 to 548 code for a protein of 151 amino acids. Lineage: Eukaryota; Metazoa; Arthropoda; Insecta; Hemiptera; Aphididae. The transcript has 5 exons.
AUCUUACUUCUCCAGUUCACAAACGGCGAACGCAAGGCACAAUUUUUCCUCAAAACGUUCCUGUUGUUUAAGUCUAUUUCCUUAUUUUAAAAAUGGAAGAUUUACCGCCAGAACAAAUUUCAGUUCUCAGGAAAGCUUUCGAUGCGUUCGAUCGCGAAAGAUCUGGCAGUAUACCCACAGACAUGGUAGCCGAUAUUCUACGACUCAUGGGACAACCAUUCAACAAGAAAAUUCUUGAUGAACUUAUCGAAGAAGUUGAUGCAGACAAAUCUGGACGCUUGGAGUUUGACGAGUUCGUGACACUUGCUGCUAAGUUUAUUGUUGAGGAAGAUGAUGAAGCUAUGCAAAAAGAGCUUCGUGAAGCUUUCAGGCUGUACGACAAAGAAGGUAAUGGUUAUAUUCCUACAUCUUGUCUUAAAGAAAUUUUGAGAGAGCUUGAUGAUCAAUUAACCAACGAGGAAUUGGACAUGAUGAUUGACGAAAUUGACUCCGAUGGUUCUGGAACAGUAGAUUUUGACGAAUUUAUGGAAAUGAUGACUGGAGAAUAAAUCAUACCAAACUGGAGUCAUUCCAGCAAUGGAUUUAUUCAUCUACACCAAUCAAAACAUGUUAUUUAUUUUGUACAAAACAACAUUUUUUUUAUAUAAAUUAUAUAAACGUCUAGCAAAUCUAAUAAACUCAACAAUUAUAAUAUUUAUAAAACAAAGAUUAAAAUAUUAAGUUUUAACUAAUUUUAUCACAAUAUGUGAAUUUUCCGAUUAGUUGAACUGAAGAAAAUCACUGCAGAUGUACAUUGCUUGUUGUAACAAUUGGUUGAAACAUGUAUUAUUACAAAUAAACUGUAACUAAUUUAUUGUUAUAACUUGUAAUAAGAAUUGGAAUUGUGUUCUAUUAUAAUAAACAAUUGUAAAACUCCUGUAACAGUUGUUGAAAACA